UAGGGUUAAGUUACUAAUAAAGCACUAUUUUCAGAUGCGUUACGUGGCCGCUUACCUACUUGCCACCCUGGGAGGGAACAAAAGCCCAAGUGCAUCAGACAUCACGGAUAUUCUCUCAAGUGUUGGUAUUGAUGUGGACCCGGAACGCCUUGAUGUUGUUAUUAACGAGCUGAGCGGGAAAGAUAUUGAUGAGGUGAUUGCUGCAGGAAAGUCCAAGUUGGCAUCUGUUCCCACAGGUGGUGCUGUGAUGGCAGGGGGUGCAGGAGCCAGUGCUCCAGCAGCAGCUGCGGGAGGAGAGGCAGAGGAGGAAAAGAAAGAAGAAAAGAAAGAAGAGGAAGAAGAGGAAUCUGAUGAUGAUAUGGGAUUUGGCUUGUUUGACUGAAAAACUGUAAAGCCAAAAAUAAAACUUUUGUGUCAUCUCCA
Molecule: messenger RNA, 423 nt
Organism: Orbicella faveolata
Lineage: Eukaryota; Metazoa; Cnidaria; Anthozoa; Scleractinia; Merulinidae
Product: large ribosomal subunit protein P2-like
Biological process (GO): cytoplasmic translational elongation
Cellular component (GO): cytosolic large ribosomal subunit; ribosome
Molecular function (GO): structural constituent of ribosome
Source: RefSeq, a predicted model, not a curated record